AUGACUCUCGACGGGAAAAUGCAAGCAAAACGACCUUCCGAUACUGAAACCGACGAUGAGGUGCCCUUGGAACGUCAGCGCAGCGUCGAGCAGGCCGCCGAUGAGGGUCACGACGCCGACAUCCCAUCCAGCAUCGGCUACGUCUUGGACGAGCGUGGGGAGGAGAAGCUGCGCAAGUCCCUUGCUGAGCAGAGACGCAACUCUCUGGCACGCCGCACCAGCCAUGGCACAGAAGACCGUGCCGUCGCUGACGUGGAGAAGGGCAAUGCCAACGAUGGCGCAAAGGGUGAUGCUGAUGCGCCCGAAGACGAGGCCAACGUCGUUUGGUGGGAUGGACCUGACGACCCCGAAAACCCAUAUAACUGGCCGACCUGGUACAAGAGUCUACUGUGCGGACUGAUCAGUGCGGUGACGUUUGUCACGCCGCUGGCAUCCUCCAUCUUUGCGCCUGGCGUGCCCGAGCUCAUGGCGGAAUUCCACGAGGACAGCACCUUAUUGGCUUCCUUUGUCGUGUCCGUCUACAUUUUGGGUUUUGCCUUUGGCCCUCUGCUGAUCGCCCCUCUGUCCGAGAUCUAUGGCCGCAACAUUGUUUACCACGUAUGCAACGUUGGCUUCAUUGCUUUUGUCGUUGGCUGUGCCCGGGCACCUACGCUCGACGCGCUCAUCGUCUUCCGUUUCUUCAGCGGCAUCUUUGGCUCAUGCCCCAUCACCAACGGGGGCGGCUCCAUCGCCGACAUGGUUGCCCAGGAAAAACGUGGUCUUGCCAUGGCCUUUUUCUCUGUUGGUCCGCUGAUGGGUCCGAUCAUAGGUCCUGUUGCCGGUGGUUUCCUGGCCAGUGCUAAGGGCUGGCGCUGGGUCUUCUGGCUGAUUGUGAUCAUCGCCGGCUUCCUCAGCCUUGUCUCCGUUUCUAUCAUGCGUGAGACCUACGCUCCCAUCCUGUUGCAGCGCAAGGUAGCGCGCCUGCGCCGCGAGACUGGAAACGAUUUGUUGCGUAGCCGUCUGGAUAUCGGCCUCAGUACCAGGGACUAUUUCACCCGUGGCAUAGGUCGGCCCAUCAAAAUGCUGACCUUUUCACCCGUCGUGCAGGUUUGCGCCAUCUACAUGGCCAUCGUCUACGGCUAUCUGUAUCUCAUGUUUACAUCAAUCACCCAAGUAUUCGAGGAGACAUACGGCUUCUCCACCAACAUGGUCGGCCUUGUCUAUCUGGGACUCGGCGUUGGCUCUAUGGGCGGCAUGAUCUACUUCAGCGCCAUCUCUGACCGUUACAUCAAAAGCCAGUCCCUUAAGGAAGGCCAGGGCAUGAAACCCGAGUAUCGUCUGAAGCCGCUUCCUGUGGGUGCUAUCUUGCUUCCCAUUGGCUUCUUCAUCUACGGCUGGACGGCCGAGUACCACAAGCACUGGAUCGCGCCUAUCAUUGGAAUGGUUGUCAUUGGCUUUGGAAACCUGGUUAUCUUUAUGGCCCUACAGCUGUAUCUGGUAGAUGCCUUCAACAUCUAUGCUGCAUCUGCGCUGGCAGCAAACACCGUUGCCCGGUCUUUUGUCGGUGGCGUGCUACCACUUGCCGGUCUAAGUAUGUACGCUAAACUUGGCCUUGGUUGGGGCAAUAGCUUACUGGCCUUCAUCGCGCUGGCCCUGGUCCCGAUACCCUUUUUGAUCAUAAAACACGGCGAGUAUCUGAGGAAGAGGUUUGAGUUGAAGAAUCUGUGA
Grosmannia clavigera kw1407 is the source of this 1707-nucleotide messenger RNA. Its product is annotated as bicyclomycin resistance protein. NCBI's taxonomy places the organism in Eukaryota, Fungi, Ascomycota, Sordariomycetes, Ophiostomatales, Ophiostomataceae. Gene Ontology annotation, molecular function: transmembrane transporter activity. The coding region runs from base 1 to 1707 and encodes 568 amino acids. Gene Ontology annotation, biological process: transmembrane transport. The transcript has 4 exons. The record is from RefSeq and is a predicted model, not a curated record.